CCAGGAACGCUACAAUACUUUAACAAUUACACUGUGGCGCUAAAUACGUUUACGUCGCAGUACUAUAUGUAUUCCAACUCGCUCAAGGUCGAGAUGCAACGCAAAGCAGCCAUUAUUAUUGUUUUCGACAAGGAAUCAGGAAGAAAAUAAGAAUCGUCAUCGGCCGGCCAUUCCGCAUCAAUCGGCGGGCGCGUUUAGUGGCGUCGUAUGCGCACCCUGGACAUUCUAAUUUUUUUCAAACAAAAAAAAUAAUUAAGUAACUAUAGACUAAAUUACAUUUUCACUUUGUCUUUUUUUGACUAUGGAGAGUAAUCGAUCGAGUGGCUAUUUUUCGGACGCGUUCUCACCAUGGGGAAACCAAGACUCUUGGCCAGAGUUCCAGGCUACCUCAGAACAAGCAGUCGUCACAGACAGGCCCAGGUCAUCCAGAUUUGAGCCAACGUCUGUCGGAGUACCCUUCGAUGCUGUGAGGGAAGUAGGCUUCGACGCUGUGAGGGAGGAGUUCCAGAGGAACGGGGUCGACUCUCCCUAUGACCCGGAUGCUUGGGCAGAUUUUAACAACAAUACAGGAGUGCGUAACAUGAGCCCGCCAGCUACGUCGUGGCCGGCUCCAGGAACUUCACCUAACACGCUUCGCCAGGGGAGACAUUACAGGAGGCAAAGCUCUGGAGAGGAUUGGAUGUCGUCUCCAGACUCUCAAGGGCGGGCGGAGGAAGUGGCCACGUACGGGAUAACUGCAGAUCAGCUGCGCGUGCUGCAGUCGCUGCCCAACGAGGCGCUGGACUACUUGUUGAGUCUGAUGGGCGAGUGGCGGCGCCUGGCGCUGGAAGCUGCGCGCAAGCCUGUAGAACCGGUAGAGUGCCGCUUCUGCAAAAAGAAUGGCGAGGAAGAUGCCUACUGGCGCUCGCACCGGCUGCGCUGGAGAGGCAAGCUGGUUUGCCCGGUGCUGCGCCGCCUGGUGUGCAGCCGCUGCGGCGCGCACGGGGACGCCGCGCACACGCUCAAGUACUGCCCGCUCGCCUCUGACGAAGAACGCUUGAGAUCGACAUCUAUGAUGCAAAGCAUUCGUUCCCGCCGCGCGCAGCUAGCGCCAUCUCGUGACGUCACCAGCGACUACUACGUGGCCGCGUCCGCGCCGUCCGCCCUCAGCGACAGCGCCAGCUACAGAGUACACGAACCGCUCGCUCCGCAAUGGCAAGCCCUAAUUGAUAGGCUGAUCAAUAUGCCUGAUUAUGGCCGUUAACUAAAACAAUUAUUAAUAUUCACAUAUCAAUAAUUGUUGUAGUUAAUAAUUAUUUUAUUAGUCAUGUCUAUCAAUUGUGCCAAUUAUGAUGUUCAAAGUAGCCGAUAGGUGGCGUUAUUAGUUCUAUCAAGAAAGAUCAUGAUAAUUAUAAGUGAUUGAUUAGUAUCAAGUGAUACAAUUUUUUUUAGUUUUGUUUCAUAGAUAUUUGACUAUAGACAGAAUUAAUGUUAUUAUAAUAUUAUCGUUGACAAUUAUCGAUAGCCGGAUUGUGUUAAUACAAGAAGGUUUUUUUUAUUAUUAUACAUUUCGUAAAUGCGAAAUAAAAUUACUUUUGUUUAUUAUAUUUUUAUAUUAAGACUUACAAAAUAAUCAAUUCAAAUAAUGUACCUAUUCAUUUACAAUACAUAUCUUCUCAAGUGAAUUAAUGAAUUAGGUACUUAAUAAAUCAUUUUUGUUAUAUUUUAUGAAUAAUACUGUGAAUCACUUUUCAGUGAUAUACGAGUAGCCUGUCUGAUUAACACUGUCUUACUACCUACAUCACACAUCGUAUUUUUUUCUUUUAGUUAAAAAAUAUUAGCUUUGCGUUUUUAUUAUUAAAAGCCACUAAUAUUUGCUCUUUACACACCGACCAAUCAAAAAUCAAAUUCUAAGAAUGGGUAGGACAAGAGUCUAACAGGCGGGUAUCGAACCCAACACCUUUUGGUUUAAUCCUCUACAUCUCUAUUCCAGUUCUUAGACUGAAUUAAAAUAUAAAAAAAAUCAUAAAAUAUUUGUCAUUUUAGUUUGUAAAACAAAGCAUUUUAGCAAAUAAUUUUGAAUAAUUGUGAACUAGAAUGCCAACUAUGAAAUAUAAAUUUAAAACUUAUUAAAUAAAAUGUUUAAUUAAAUAAAAUAUUUUCAUCCGGUAACCUGACAGGAGAAGCUUAAUCUUACUCGAGACCCUACAUCAAUAAUAUUACAAAUAAAAUAUAUUUGUCCAUGUUUUAUAAAUUAUUUCAAAGUAAAUUUAUUUUCAGUUUGCUGUUUAAAUAAACUAAUUUUAAAUGAUGAUUAAGUUGUGUAAUAAUGUAUGUUCCAUGAAACACACAGUGUGACAGUGGUCUGAUUUUGAUAAUAAUUCUUUUUUUAAUUAAAUCCCCCGAAGUUGGUUGGAAAAAAAAAGAAAUUCCAACCAAAACGGGAUGAUUAUUUCUCAACUCAUACAUUGUAAUGUAAGACUACGGAUAACUUUGUAUAACUUUCUAAAUCGUUGACUUUGAUAAUUUAGACUUUGAUACUUAAUUAAUUAUUUUUUUAUUAGAUAGAUAAAAAUGUUCCUAAGGGUGGUAAAAAAGGGGUGAUCUAUUGAUCGCUUUUUAGUUUCGCACGCUUAGGUUUUAGAUGUAUUUUGUUUUUUUUUUUUUAAAUAUGGUGUUGGGUUCAAUAAUGCUAUUCUAAUCAUAAAAUAAAUGAAGAAAAUAA
Molecule: messenger RNA, 2704 nt
Organism: Bicyclus anynana (squinting bush brown)
Lineage: Eukaryota; Metazoa; Arthropoda; Insecta; Lepidoptera; Nymphalidae
Gene: Nanoso
Exons: 7
Coding region: 302-1243 (313 amino acids)
Biological process (GO): negative regulation of translation; oogenesis
Cellular component (GO): perinuclear region of cytoplasm
Molecular function (GO): mRNA binding; zinc ion binding
Source: RefSeq, a predicted model, not a curated record